CGAGUAUCUCACUUUGAACAGACCAAACAUUAUGGAGAGCAAAAAAGAAGAAAAAAAAGAGCAACCUUGUGAUUCACGAGAUAACGCAAACCUUUGUCUCUCACCAUCAUACAAAAAAUAUCUCUCUUUCUAGUUAAUAGGUAUUUACAAAUCUUGUAAACUUAAUCUCUCUCUAUCUCUCUAUCUGCUCUGUUUACUCUGCUUUGUAAAUUUUGUAAUGUUCGUUUGUUGUUAUCGUCUACUAAGGAAGACAAAUAAUGGGUUGUUCUAGCUCGAGAACCAUAGCAGAGGGGAAAAAGGAGAAGAUUCGAAGACCAAAAACAUGGAAACAUCCUCAACCGAUAUCAAGAGAUGAGCUCACACAGAUGCGAGAGGAGUUCUGGGACACAGCUCCUCACUAUGGAGGCAAGAAAGAGAUAUGGGAUGCGUUACGAGCUGCAGCAGAAGAGGAUGAUUUAUCGCUUGCGCAAACGAUACUUGAGAGUGCCGGUGUGAUUGUUCAGAACACUGACCUCACCAUUUGUUACGACGAGAAAGGUUCCAAGUAUGAAUUGCCUAAAUACGUUCUCAGGGAUCCUUCAAAUUUGAUCCCAACCAAAUAGAGAAAUUCAACAAAAGACUACGAAGAACGAGAAAAGCUCGCUUGUGUAUGCAUUCUAAGGAAUCAUGUUGUGUUUAAUUUAGUUAUUGUUUGGAUAUGUUAUCUUGUGUAUAUGAGAACAUAUGUGAGAAGUGAAAUGGAUUACAAAGGUCCAAAAGUUCCUUUAUAAUUUUUCCAUAAAAAAAGAACCUAUGAUCAAUAAAACUACGCUCAUACCACAAAUUGUUAUCUCUUGUUUCUAUCUUGUUGUUCAAGAUUCAUAAG
Molecule: messenger RNA, 865 nt
Organism: Arabidopsis thaliana (thale cress)
Lineage: Eukaryota; Viridiplantae; Streptophyta; Magnoliopsida; Brassicales; Brassicaceae
Product: Ubiquitin domain-containing protein
Exons: 4
Coding region: 258-602 (114 amino acids)
Source: RefSeq, marked reviewed